GAUCUGCCACGAAUGCGAACUCGACGAUGGUUGGUUAUCAUCCGGAGGCCAUAAAUGAGCCGCUAACCUCCGCGGAGUACAGUGAAGCAGGUCUUGCAAGUGGAAUUGUCACUCGGAUGAUUAUUCAACCACUAGAUGUACUCAAGAUUAGAUUUCAACUCCAGGAGGAGCCGAUUCGUGGAAAGAAAUCUGGAAAAUAUAAGGGUGUAAUGCAAUCAAUAUUCUUGAUUACACGAGAAGAAGGCGCUCAUGCUUUUUGGAAAGGACACAUUCCAGCUCAAGGACUAUCUGCUACAUACGGACUUGUUCAGUUUUCCUCGUUCGAAUGGCUCUCACAGCAGGCCGCAAAAGUGAUUCCAGCAGAUAAUCAAAGUGUUCGGUCUACAUCGGAUUUUGCAUGCGGAGCACUCAGUGGAUGUCUUGCGAUGACUGCGGCGAUGCCAUUGGACGUGAUUCGUACUCGACUAGUCGCUCAGAAAGCUGGUCAUGCAGUUUAUACUGGAACCAUGCACGCUGUCAAACAUAUUUGGGAAAAAGAAGGAAUUGCUGGUUAUUUCCGUGGAUGGGUACCCAGUGUAGUACAGAUCGCCCCAUUCACCGGAAUGCAAUUUGCUCUUUACAAUUGUUUUAUGGAUCUUUGGCCAUUCAAUGGAUACGAGUCUGCGGGCGCUCUUUUCAGCGGUGCGAUGGCUGGAACUGUCGCAAAAACGGUUCUAUAUCCUCUCGAUAUGGUUCGUCAUCGUCUUCAAAUGAAUGGCUUCGAACGAGCGGGUUUCGGAAAAACGAGCAACUACAGUCAAGGACUAUUCAAAACGAUUGGAAUGGUUGUAAAAAAUGAAAGUUGGUAUGGAUUGUUCAAAGGAUUAUGGCCAAGUCAAAUAAAAGCAGCUGCCAAUUCAGGAUGUGCUUUUCUUUUUUAUGAAAUAUUCUGCGAUCUCAUUCGACAAAACAAACACUCAGACGAGUAGUGAAAAAAGCAAUCAAAAGAUUAAUUGGUUUGGUUGCUUAGCAGCAGCUGCUCUCAAGUAUGUUAGUAGGUUAGAUUAGGAAAUAUGUUCUCACAAUUUUGUAUCCUUGUCCAGUUGUUUCUCGUUUACUUGGUCGUGCUUCUGCCUUUGACACCCAGAUUACAGGUUGUAUUUUACAUUUCUUUCUUUCAAUUUUUCUCAUUUUUAAUAAAUUCUCAUUGAUU
Caenorhabditis elegans is the source of this 1192-nucleotide messenger RNA. RefSeq names its product Mitochondrial thiamine pyrophosphate carrier (gene hpo-12). Gene Ontology annotation, biological process: transmembrane transport. Lineage: Eukaryota; Metazoa; Nematoda; Chromadorea; Rhabditida; Rhabditidae. The record is from RefSeq and is marked reviewed. Gene Ontology annotation, cellular component: membrane.